Messenger RNA from Daucus carota subsp. sativus, 2417 nucleotides. RefSeq names its product pentatricopeptide repeat-containing protein At2g32630. The coding region runs from base 156 to 2003 and encodes 615 amino acids. NCBI's taxonomy places the organism in Eukaryota, Viridiplantae, Streptophyta, Magnoliopsida, Apiales, Apiaceae. The record is from RefSeq and is a predicted model, not a curated record. The transcript has a single exon. Gene Ontology annotation, molecular function: protein binding.
UCGAUUCCCGGCUGGUGCAUUCUUUUUCCUUUUUUUCAAUUUUUUCCGGCAAACCUUCUCUCGCCCUUUUGCAAAGGUUACCCUGUAAUCGUGGACACUGCUCUCUGAAGCUCCAUAUUCUACUAGUUUGAUUAGCAAUUUCGUUCUCUCUACAAAUGUCGACCUCAAAUUUUUUCAACACAGUGAAAAGAGUCUUCCCCAUCAACCCAUCUUCAAAAUCAGAUGAAAGGCUAGCAAAAUUAAUUGCUAAAACCCUGAUUAACUCAACUUCAAAACCCCUUCAAAUCGACCCUUCUCUCACAUCCAAUCUAAACCCAAACAUCAUUCACCUUGUUCUUUCAAACCCAAAUGUCAAAAUCCCAUCUUGCUUACAUUUCUUUAGAUUUCUCAAAUCAAACCCAUAUCCAUUCUCGCAAAAACCCAAUCUUCAAGCUCACAUCACUCUUGUUUGUCGCCUUUUCCAAGCCAGAAAGUUUGCAGAAGCCAAGAUUAUACUCAACCAAGUUGUUAGUAAUGAAAAUCUGGUGUGCCCAACUUCUGAUAUUGUGUCUAUGAUGAUUGAGAGUUAUGAGGAGCCUAAGAUUGUUCAUAAGUUGUUUGAUAUGUUGUUUAGGGUUUAUGCUGAUAAUAAGAGGUUUGAAGAGUGUUUAGAGAUUUUUGAGUAUAUGAAAAGUAAUGGGUUUGAGAUUGAUGAUAGGUCUUGUAUGGUUUACUUGCUUGCAGUUAAGAGAUGUGAUCAGCUUGAUUUGUUGUAUGAUUUUUUCCGACGAAUGGUUGAUUCGGGUGUUAAGAUUACGGUUUAUUCUAUGACAUUGGUGAUUGAUGGACUGUGUAAGAUAGGAGAGGUUGGGAAAGCAAGAAACUUGCUGGAUGAAAUGGUUGAUAGAGGGAUUGAGCCUAAUGAUUAUACGUAUAAUACGUUGAUUGAUGCGUACAUGAAGAAGCUUGAUUCUGGAGGUGUGAAGGAAAUGUUGAAUGCGAUGGAGAAGAAUGGAAUACCUUAUAAUGUUGCGACUUACACGCUCUUGAUUAAUUGGAAUUCAAGGUCUGAAGAGAUGGAAGAAGCAGAAAGGCUGUUUGAGGAAAUGAAUCAGAGGGGUAUAUUGGGUGAUGUUCAUGUUUAUACUACCAUGAUAAGUUGGAAUUGCAAGUUGGGGAAUACAAAAAAAGCGUUUAGGCUAUUUGAUGAAAUGGCUGAAAGAGGUUUAGUUCCUAAUUGUCAUACCUACGCGGCUUUGGUGAAUGGUCUGUGCAAAGCUGGACAUAUGGAGGGUGUAGAAGUUUUAUUACAUGAGAUGCAAACUAAAGGAUAUAAUUUGAAUCGAGUAAUUUUCAAUACUUUGAUUGAUGGGUAUUGUAAGCGAGGUAUGAUAGAUGAAGCAUGGAGGUGCCAGAGCAUCAUGGAGCAGAAGGGAUUUGAGGCUGAUGUAUUUGCUUACUCGACAAUUGCACAUGGACUCUGUAAGCUAAAUCGCCACGAGGAAGCAAAGAGGCUGCUAUUGUCAAUGGUGGAUAGAGGCGUGGCUCCAAACAUUGUUGUUUUUACUACGCUGAUUGAUAUAUAUUGCAAGCAGGGAGACUUUGUUGAAGCAAAGAGAACGAUUCGAGAGAUGGAGAGCAAGGGAGAAAAACCUAAUGUUGUGACAUACAAUGCUCUCAUUGAUGGGUAUUGUAAAAAGUCGAUGAUGAAGGAAGCUCAUAAAACAAUGAGAGAAAUGGAAGUUAAAGGGUUGGUGGCUGAUGUUUACACAUAUACAUCACUUGUACAUGGAGAGUGCAUUUCUGGAAACAUAGAUGAAGCAGCUAGGCUGUUUAGUGAGAUGCCUGACAAACGUUUGGUCCCUAAUAUAAUAACUUAUAGUGUAAUGAUUUCUGGCUUGUCAAAGGUUGGAAGAUCAGACGAAGCUUUUAAAUUAUAUGAUCAGAUGAAAGAGGCAGGGCUUACACCAGACGACAAGGUAUAUGCUGCCCUUGUGGGUAGUCUUCAUCCUGCAACUACUUGAGAUCACAACUGGUCGAAGUAAUUUGCCAGAUGCUCAGUCUACUAUCUGGGUAGAAGUAUGUAUCAUGGAAAUGCCUUCACAUUUCAUCAAAUUGUAGCAUGGUGUUCUUUUACAGCACCCAAGGCACUGUAAAGAUCUUAAACAGCUCAAGUCGCCAAAAGGAUAUGUUAUUCGAGAAUCGAGAGGGGGAUUGCACUGUGAUCCUUUUAAUUAUAAAAAUUCAUGAGGUGAUUUAACUAUAAUUGAUAUUGCAGCCUUAGUAGCAAUAUCUGAGAUUACACAUAGAAUAUGGAAUAAUGUUGGUUGUAUUUUAUGUAAGAAAGAAAAGCUAAGUGUACAUGUAUUCUGUGCUUUACAACACUUACAAUAUUGUCCUUAAAAAAUCUACACUAACAAUUCUGCUCUUCAAGAUUU